Messenger RNA from Physcomitrium patens, 1363 nucleotides. The record is from RefSeq and is a predicted model, not a curated record. NCBI's taxonomy places the organism in Eukaryota, Viridiplantae, Streptophyta, Bryopsida, Funariales, Funariaceae.
CGAAGCGUCGUUCAAAAGAGUUGUUGCUGGAGGUGGAAAGAGGUUGGCUAUGGCGGAAUUUUGCAAGUAUUCCUACAACUUUUUAGGAAGCCAGGGUAUCCGCAUUUUUAAUGUGGCAGAAGGUUCCGGUGCAUGAUAGCUAGAAAUUAUUAUUGUUAUUUUUUUUUUCACGAUUUCUAGGUUUUAUAGUCUUGAGGAAUGGAGCUGUAGCUGGCAAGUGCGGGAUUCGGUGCGACUUGAGAUGGUUGCUAUGGCCGUCGUUAUGCCAUCCCAGAACUCCUGCAUUGUGGCGUCAACUUAUGAAGUUCCUUGCGCUUACAGAGCUCUAGUUAAGCCGAUUUCCUUGCAGAGUGUUGCUGCGUCUCGUCGUAGCCGUAAUGGCAAUGGUCGUACUGCUGUAUUUUCAAGCGGUGGAGUGCUGAGUAAAGAGAUUCCUGUGUGUUCGAGUGACAUCCGCUCAAGGGUAGGAUUUCGAACCGACAUUGGACCGCAAUCAUCAGCUGAUAACAAUUGUUCUAGUUCGUCUGAAUCGCGCUUGCAACUGAUUCCAGAUUCUAGCUGCCAUCAUGGACGCCCCAGGACAGUGAGGAGCUUUUUCAGAUGCAAUUGUGCGUCACACGAAAGUCAGGAAACAGUAGAAAAUGAGGGUAAAUUUUCAGAUUCAACCAGUGAUGCUGAUCAAGAGUCAAAAGUUGAUGCUGAGCAAGACUCAUCAAGUGCUGGGGUUGCAAUUGCCAUCAAGAUGCUUAAAUUCUACAAAAGAGAAAUUUCUCCUAUACUUCCUGGCAGCUGCCGCUUUGUUCCAACCUGCAGCGAGUAUGGAAGGCAAGCCUUCAAGAAGUAUGGCGUUCUCAAGGGCGCCAUCUUGACAGCCUGGCGUCUGUCUCGGUGCAAUCCUUUAGGUUUGCAGUGGAAGCGGUUUCGAUCCACCCCGUUGGUUUGAUGAGCCAAGACCGCCUCCAUAUUGAUGACGGUAAUCCGACUCCAGAUGUCUUUGAGGAGCUUUCUUGUGAGCUUUUGUCCACAUCAGUCUUAUGUAGGAAAGAUGGAAGCUAGAAAUGACGCUUCUAAGGAAUUGCUCUAUUCAGAUGAUAAGGUUCUGUAACAUGCGUGCCCUCUGUUUCAUAUAACCAACGAACAUUUCGUAUUUUCUAAUAACAUAGGAUACAUGUAUCAGAACCGCCUAUUUUCUGCUAGACCCUUCUAGCAGAAAAGUAUGAUUUAACUUCUUGAAGAGGGCAGCGUAUGUGCAGCUAUUAGCUAAUCAUUGUAUUCGCAUUACAUAUAUGGAUUCAAAACAAGAUACGACUUAAGAGUUCCGUCUUUCGAGGUUACUAUCUCGAAUGAAUAUACUUCUACAGAA